AUGGAGGUACCCUGUGACAUCUGCCUCGACGCCAAGGUCAAGGCCCUGAAGUCCUGCCUGGUGUGUUUGGCCUCUUAUUGUGAGACGCAUCUAGAGCCUCAUCACAGAGUUGCAGCCUUGAAAAGACACAAGCUUAUCAACCCCAUAGAGAACCUGGACGACAUGCUUUGUAAACCACACAAUAAAUUUUUCGAUCUGUUCUGUAGAACAGAUCAGAUAUCCAUUUGUGUCAAAUGCACAGAACACAAGACUCAUGAUACAGUCACUGCCGAGGAAGAGUAUAAAUAUAGGAAAGCUCAGGUAGGGAAGGAAAGGGCUGUGCUACAGCAGAUGAUAGAAAAGCGGGUGCAGAAAGUCGAGGAGAUCAAACACUCAGCAAAUCUCAAUAAGAAAGAUACAGAGAGAGAGAUAGCUGAGGGUAUUGAGGCCUUCACUGCUUUAAUUAACUCCAUCCAAAGAGCUCAGACUGAGCUGAUGGAGGGCGUCGAGGAGCGACAGAGAGCAGCGGAGAGACAGGCUGAAGGAUUCAUCUGCAAACUGGAGAAGGAGAUCAUCGAGCUCCAGAGGAGAUCCACCGAGCUGGAACGUCUCUCGCACUGUGAGGUCCAGAUCCACCUCCUCCAGAGCCCCUUACCCUCGUCUUCCUCCUCCUCUUCCUCGCAAAUAAAAAACUGGUCUAACAUCACUGUCCACAGUCAUCUGUAUGUAGGGAUGGUGAGGAAAACUGUGACUCGACUGGAGGAGACAUUCACCAGAGAGAUGGAGAAACUGCUGAAACACAUGGAGAAGUUGUAUGCAAUAGAUGUGACCCUGGACCCUGAAACGGCACAUCCUCAACUCCGCCUGUCCAAGAAUGGAAAACAAGUGAAAUAUGGGGACACAUUACAGAGGCUUCCCAACAAAUCAGAGUGGUUUGAUCAUAAUGUCAGUGUCCUGGGAAAAGAAGGCUUCUCUUCAGGUAAAUUCUACUUUGAGAUUCAGGUCAAAGGGCUUGAGUGGGAUUUGGGAGUUGUUAGUGAAUCAGUCAAAAGAAAGGGAGAAAACGCACUCAGCCCCAAGAAUGGCUACUGGAUUAUAUGGCUGAGGGAUGACAAUCAGUAUGUGGCUCUAGAUGACCCCCGUGCCCCCCUCAACCUUGAAGAGAAGCCUGAAAAGAUUGGUGUGUUUGUAGAUUAUGAGAGGGGGUUGGUGUCCUUUUAUGAUGUUGGGGCCUGGACACUGAUCUACUCUUUUACUGGCUGCAAUUUCACUGAGAAAAUCUAUCCAUUCCUGAUCCCCAGCAGUUACGUUUGGAAUGACUACCCUCUGAUUAUUACUACUGUCAAACCUACACAUUGAGUUUGAUCAGCAACUUUUUCUUC
Messenger RNA from Lampris incognitus (smalleye Pacific opah), 1361 nucleotides. RefSeq names its product E3 ubiquitin-protein ligase TRIM21-like. Gene Ontology annotation, molecular function: zinc ion binding; protein binding. Lineage: Eukaryota; Metazoa; Chordata; Actinopteri; Lampriformes; Lampridae. The transcript has 2 exons. The record is from RefSeq and is a predicted model, not a curated record. Bases 1 to 1338 code for a protein of 445 amino acids.